Saccoglossus kowalevskii is the source of this 393-nucleotide messenger RNA. Its product is annotated as phosphatidylinositol N-acetylglucosaminyltransferase subunit H-like. Gene Ontology annotation, biological process: GPI anchor biosynthetic process. NCBI's taxonomy places the organism in Eukaryota, Metazoa, Hemichordata, Enteropneusta, Harrimaniidae. Gene Ontology annotation, cellular component: glycosylphosphatidylinositol-N-acetylglucosaminyltransferase (GPI-GnT) complex. The record is from RefSeq and is a predicted model, not a curated record.
AUGUCGUUCAGGUACACAUCAAAGAAGUACGAGCGAGAUCUAUGUGAAGAACACAUUGUCCGGGUAGAUCAUGGUGGAUCGUGCAAUCGAAAAGUUAUAGUUGCAUGUACUGUCAUCAUAGGAUUUAUAUUGUAUUGGUUGUCGUUGAUCUCAGAGGAUGGCAGUCUUCCAAUAGCCAUAGCUGCCAUAUUAGUUUUACUGUGCUGUAUUUAUUUACAUUUCAUCCAAGUUUACCAAGAGUCUUUAUUAGUUGUGGCAUCAACAGGAGUUCAGUUCACAACUACUUAUCAAACAGGACGAAAGAAACAUUUAUUUAUUCCAAUUAGUUCAAUACAUGAUAUAGUGAUAAGUGAAGCUGUUACUAUGGUAAUUAUGGAUUCCUUCCAAAGAUAA